This is a messenger RNA of Abrus precatorius (Indian licorice), 2108 nucleotides long. Its product is annotated as protein MODIFIED TRANSPORT TO THE VACUOLE 1. NCBI's taxonomy places the organism in Eukaryota, Viridiplantae, Streptophyta, Magnoliopsida, Fabales, Fabaceae. The record is from RefSeq and is a predicted model, not a curated record. The transcript has 5 exons. Gene Ontology annotation, molecular function: phosphatidylinositol binding; ubiquitin binding. The coding region runs from base 1 to 2082 and encodes 693 amino acids. Gene Ontology annotation, cellular component: trans-Golgi network membrane.
AUGGAAUCAAGUCGAAGAGCGGUGGAAUCGUACUGGAGAUGGCGCUUGAUCGAUUCAGCUACAUCCGAUGAAGACAAAGUCACUCCUGUCUACAAACUAGAAGAAAUCUGCCAACUCCUUCGUUCUUCCCAUCCUACUAUCGUCAAGGAACUCUCAGACUUCAUUCUCAAACGCCUCGACCACUCGAGCCCCAUUGUCAAACACAAGGCUUUGAGAUUAAUCAAAUACACGAUUGGAAAGUCCAAUGCGGAGUUCAAAAGGGAAAUGCAGAGACAUGCAGUGGCAAUUCGUCAAUUGCUACACUACAAGGGUGAAUUGGAUCCUCUGAAAGGCGAUGCACUGAAUAAGGCUGUUAGAGACACUGCUCAAGAUGUUAUCUUCGCAGUCUUCUCUGCAGAUGACAACAACAAGCCACCGUCAAAUCCUGCUGCCUCUGAUCUCAACAGACGCAUACAAGGGUUUGGUAACACGAACUUUGAAGUGCCUUUGCAGGAUAAUAAGAAAUCGUUUCUCAGUGAAGUAGUUGAUAUUGGAAGUGCAACCAUUAAGCAGGGACUCAGUGCCUUGACGCAAGGGCAUUCUUCGCUUAUCAAGAAUGAAACUGGUCGCGGAACCUACAAGAACUGCAAUCUUCGUGCCUCGUUCACUGAAGAAACUGAACGUGGCGACAGAUAUGAACUGGUUACGUAUCGUAAUGAAACUCAAAGAACUUCUGGUGGAGCAUGGAAUCAAGAUUCAACAGUGAGUAGGGUGGAAAUGUCAAUUGGGGAUUCCGAUGCAUGUUAUCAAGAGAAUAAGGUACAGACACGAGAGGAUAGGUUGCUGGAGACGGUGGUGGUUUCUGGAGGUGUGCGAUUGCAACCAACUCGUGAGGCCGUUCAGGUUUUUUUAACUGAGGCUGCAAAGUUGGAUGCCAUGGAUUUAUGUCAUGCCCUUGAACGAAAGCUUCAAUCUCCGAUGUGGCAGGUUCGCAUGAAAGCUGUUUGUGUCCUUGAGUCCAUCCUUAGAAAGAAGGAUGAUGAUCAUUUUUCACGAAUGGCGUCUUACUUUUCUGAAAAUAAUGAUGUCGUGCUGAGAUGUUCUGAAUCUCCUCAAGCUUCUUUGAGGGAAAAGGCGAACAAGGUUCUUGGUCUCUUAGGUGGAGACCAACUAAACAGCUGUGCGAUUAAUUCAGAGAAGGCUGUGACUAUGAAGACUGUUGCCGUUGCUGAGUUGCCUGACUUGAUCGACACUGGUAAUUUGAAUGACUAUGAUGGAAAUGAUGAUACUACAAAGAGUACAAAUCAAAAUGUAGCAAAUCUGACAACAUCCACACCUCUGGGUGUGGCUGAUAAUUUAUUUGGAAAAAAUGAUAACGACCCCUUUUCUGAUGUGUCAUUUGAUUUUAAUGAAAACAAAGAGCAUGCAGAUGAUCUCUUUUCAGGGAUGACCGUUGGUGAUGAUAAUCUGGGUCAUAAUGUGAGUCAUGGUCUGGGUACUAGAAGCGGACCUGAAAGUAUUGACAUUUUUGCCUCUAAUUCCAGGCAUGGAAAUAAUAGCGAGUUUGUUGGUGAUUUAUUGGCUGGCUUGUCCAUUUAUGAAAACACCUCAAGUACAAAACAGAAAGCAACAUCUCCGGCCAUGCAAUCUGAAUCUUUAUUUUCUGGUUUAAAUAAUCAUGCUAGCAAUCCGGCCCCUGACAAUGAUUUAGGUGGCAUGUUGGGCUCUCAAGGCUUCAACGUAAAUCCCAUGUUUCCUUCGGGUCAUCUACCUUAUACUAUGCAGCCUGGCAUUAUGUUAAAUCAGCCAUAUUCUUCUAAGCCACUUAAUUAUGGUUCCGUAGGAAACCUCUUCGCUCAGCAGCAAUUUCUGGCAACAAUGGCUAAUUUCCAACACUUUAAUAACGUCAACAAGAAAGAUGGUGGUACUUCUGCAACUGCUGGACCCAAUGGAAGAACACCUCUUCCGGACAUAUUCCAAUCAAAUUUUCCAACUCAAACUCCUAGCUCCCCGACCAACAGUUCAAUGAAAGAACAAACUAAAGCAUUUGAUUUUAUCUCGGACCAUCUUGCGGCUGCAUAUGAUCCGAGGAGAGUGAUUUGAAAUUUCAAAAUUGUACUGUUGUGGGG